Messenger RNA from Acanthosepion pharaonis, 915 nucleotides. The record is from the annotation of a GenBank genome assembly. Lineage: Eukaryota; Metazoa; Mollusca; Cephalopoda; Sepiida; Sepiidae.
AUGGACAUUUUCAGCGUAAUCGUCGGCCAAGCCCCUAGACGACGAAAAGAGAAAGAGAGGAAAUCUUCGAUUCGAACAGAGAUAAUUCCUACUGUACAUAUUCCCUCUUCUAACCAUUCUCUCUCCCGUCGCCCGGAAUACUCUCUCACCCUCUCGCUAUCACAACUCCCUUAUUCUGAUUAUCUAUCUAUCUAUCUAUCUAUCUAUCUAUCUAUCUAUCUAUCUAUCUAUCUAUCUAUCUAUCUAUGUCACUCUUUCAUAUCUAUCUAUCUAUCUAUCUAUCUAUCUAUCUAUCUAUCUAUCUAUCUAUCUAUCUAUGUCACUGUGGUACUUCUCAUCCAUGUGUUAAUUAAAUAUCAAUCACACGCACUCUUUCUCUCUGUCUCUAUCUAUCUAUCUAUCUGUCUAUCUAUCUAUCUAUCUAUCUAUCUAUCUAUCUAUGUUAUUAUAUUCAUUUCUCAUCUAUGUCCCUCUAUCGAAUCAUCCAAUUCUCUAUCGAAUAUCGUUUUGCUAUUAAUUUUCCUUUCAUUUUACAUUCAUUUCUUUCUUCUUAUUUUAAUUCCCAAUCGUUUUUGCUCAUUCAUUUUUUCAUACUUUCCAAAAUUCUUUUUUCAUUAUUUUCUUUCAUUUUUCUCUGAAUCUUUCUUCUUUCAUAGCAUUAUAAUUUUAUUUCUCUUUCAUUCAUACAUUCCCCUUCAUAUUUCGUUUCCUAUCUAUCGUUUUUUUCUUUUCAUUUGCUUCCAUUUCAUUCAAACUCUUUCCUUUCUUUUCCAUUUUCUUUCUUCCUUUUUUUUUAUUCCAUAUUUCGUGUCUUUCUCAACCCUUGUUUACAGCCUUCCAUUUUCCUUCAUUGUUCGCGUUCCUUCUUUGCUUCUACGUCAUUUCUUUUACAAAAAUGUCCUCUUCAAAUACUAA